This is a messenger RNA of Lemur catta (Ring-tailed lemur), 1031 nucleotides long. Its product is annotated as putative neuropeptide Y receptor type 6. Lineage: Eukaryota; Metazoa; Chordata; Mammalia; Primates; Lemuridae. The record is from RefSeq and is a predicted model, not a curated record. Gene Ontology annotation, molecular function: neuropeptide Y receptor activity; neuropeptide binding. Gene Ontology annotation, cellular component: neuron projection; plasma membrane. Gene Ontology annotation, biological process: G protein-coupled receptor signaling pathway.
CAGCAAAUACAAACAGAGAUCAGGAAAGACUAAACCCUACCUACUAAUUACUCAUUGGAAGCCUCAGAACAAACUGCUUCCCAAGAACUGAUGACCAAAAUAUCCACCCAUAAUAUAAGCAAGCUUAGAAAAUCUCUUCUUACAAUCCUGACAUAAUGGAAGUUUCCCUAAACCACCCAACAUCUGAUAAAACCAGCACAAAGAGCAACAACUCUGCAUUUUUUUACUUUGAGUCCUGUCAACCCCCUUCUCUAGCUCUACUCCUAUUACUCAUAGCCUAUACUGUGGUCUUAAUUGUGGGCCUUUUUGGAAACCUCUCUCUCAUCAUCAUCAUCUUUAAGAAGCAGAGAGAAGCUCAGAAUGUCACUAACAUACUGAUUGCCAAUCUCUCCUUCUCUGACAUCUUGGUGUGUGUCAUGUGCAUCCCUUUUACUGUCAUCUACAUUUUGAUGGACCAUUGGAUAUUUGGGGAUACCAUGUGCAAACUAACCUCAUAUGUGCAGAGUGUUUCAAUCUCUGUAUCCAUAUUCUCACUUGUAUUAAUUGCUGUUGAAAGACAUCAGCUGAUUGUGAACCCCUGUGGCUGGAAGCCCAGUGUAUCUCAUGCCUACUGGGGCAUCACAUUGAUUUGGCUAUUUUCUCUUCUGUUCUCUAUUCCGUUCUUCCUGUCCUAUCAACUCACCAAUGAGCCCUUCCACAACCUCUCUCUCCCCACUGACCUCUAUGCCCACAGGGUGGCCUGUGUAGAGAACUGGCCUUCCAAAAUGAACCAGCUCCUCUUUACCACCUCUCUGUUUAUGGUCCAGUAUUUUGUCCCUUUGGGCUUCAUCCUCAUCUGCUACCUGAAGAUUGUCAUCUGCCUCUGCAGGAGAAAUGGGAAGGUCAACAGGAAGAGGGAAAAUGAUGGCCACCGGCUCAGUGAAAACAAGAGGAUCACCACAAUGUUGAUUUCCAUCGUGGUGACCUUUGGAGCCUGCUGGUUGCCCUUGACAUCUUCAAUGUCAUCUUUGACUGGCAUCCUGAGGUGCUGA